GAAACAUCCCAAGACAUGAGUCGUAGGAGAGAGUGCAAAACCCAACCACAACAGACAGCAAAACAUACAAAAUGCUUGCUUUGCACAUACUAUAAUGGAUGUAUAUAGAUGUAUAUAGUAAUGUGUUUGACAUGGAGCAAAAAGAAGAGGGAGAUGCAACAAAACAUACAGCAGCAGGGAUUCCCACGUGGUCACCCACCGUAGUACUAAUCUGCCGUUCAACUGCUUAUGUAUGGCAGAGCGGACGGGAUGCCCAGUUUUCAGCUGACUGUGGCCGUAUGUGCUGGUGUUGAAAAUCUGUUGGUAUACAACCACUGGUUUGUGACAAGCAGAGAAGCAUAUUAUAUGUCAGAUCGCAAGAUCGAAAAACGAAAACCAACGGAGUCAAUUGACCGGUUUGGAAAGCAUGAUUUACCUUCUACGGACUGCUGAUCCAGAGGACCUGCGAAGAACACCCGAAACAUACCACCGGCCUAAGAGAAAACCUGUUGAUACAGUAUACAUAGAAU
Messenger RNA from Aureobasidium pullulans EXF-150, 509 nucleotides. RefSeq lists its product as uncharacterized. The transcript has a single exon. NCBI's taxonomy places the organism in Eukaryota, Fungi, Ascomycota, Dothideomycetes, Dothideales, Saccotheciaceae. Bases 229 to 432 code for a protein of 67 amino acids. The record is from RefSeq and is a predicted model, not a curated record.